AUGUUUUUUUACUGGAUAAUAAUUUCUUACACACGGUUAGGUCAGCUGCCUCUGCCGUUGAUUGCGGCGGCAGCCACCUUUGCUACACCUCUUCGCGAUGGAUUAAGGUUCUUUAUCGGUAAAAUGCCUUGGUGUAAAAUCGAGCCUGACCCUGGUGUCUUUACGGAACUUAAACAGCAGAUGGAAGUUAAAGGCGUGCAGGUUAAGGAGUUGUAUUCAUUGGAUCUUGACUCCCUUAACAGUCUUAGGCCAGUGUAUGGGUUGAUAUUCCUCUUCAAAUGGCGUCCUGGUGAAAAAGAUGAUAGGGUUAUAAUCAAGGAUCAGCCAGUGGCCACCGCCACCGCCACCGCCUCCGCCGCUGUAACCACUGCCUGCUUCCACUCCGACGCCAUCAACCAUAGAGGCAAGGGAAAGAGGCGACGCAGACGGUGGUGGAAGGGUGGCGCUAUUGGUCCCAAACUAUCGUCACUGAGAGAAUUUACCAAGAAUUUCCCACCUGAACUAAAAGGUUUGGCAAUAAACAACAGUGAAGCGGUUCGUACUGCUCACAAUAGUUUUGCCACACUAGAGCCUGAGCAGAGAGCUGCUGGGAAAGAUGACGAUGUUUAUCAUUACAUUAGCUAUAUACAUGUUGAUGGCGUGCUUUAUGAGCUUGAUGGAUUGAAGGAAGGGUCUCUAUUAGCCUUGGGCAGGGGCCUGGGGGGACACAGUGACUUGGAUUGGUUACGAAUGGUUACGCCUGUGAUUCAGGAGCGCAUCGAAAGGGAACGUAUUCUGCAGCAGCUGGCCACGUUACAAACAGAGAGACUGGUCGACAACAACAAUGUGGAAGCACUUAACAAACAACUUUCAGAGAUAAAUGCUGAAAUUGAGGCUGCGACUGAGAAGAUUUUGAUCGAGGAAGAAAAGUUCAAGAAAUGGGGAAUAGAGAAUAUGCGUCACAAACACAAGUACAUACCCUUUACUGUUCGACUUUCUGAAGAUUCUCGCUGA
Molecule: messenger RNA, 993 nt
Organism: Oldenlandia corymbosa var. corymbosa
Lineage: Eukaryota; Viridiplantae; Streptophyta; Magnoliopsida; Gentianales; Rubiaceae
Source: the annotation of a GenBank genome assembly